Molecule: messenger RNA, 2367 nt
Organism: Paramormyrops kingsleyae
Lineage: Eukaryota; Metazoa; Chordata; Actinopteri; Osteoglossiformes; Mormyridae
Product: ATP-binding cassette sub-family G member 4
Biological process (GO): transmembrane transport; cholesterol efflux; cholesterol homeostasis
Cellular component (GO): plasma membrane
Molecular function (GO): ATP hydrolysis activity; ATP binding; ABC-type sterol transporter activity
Source: RefSeq, a predicted model, not a curated record
CUCGAGACAGGCUGGUGCGCUAUAGAGAUAGAUAGAGAGACUCAGCGGCCAGAUAACGCCACAGUGCGGGAGGCUCACAAUCUAUAUAACCUGAGGAUCAAAAACUCAAUAUCCACGCUGGGAAAAUGGCACUGGCAGCAUCGCUGAUCACGUAUUAUUUUUACGGGUGGAAUUUUAAUUUCUGCGAGAGCUGCUGUCUUUCGCGAGGACCGGGACAUGCAGGUCAUGCACAGCGGUUUGCGGAAGGAGAAGAGGGCUGUUGGCAUCCGUCAGGCUCCGAGCCGCGCCGGCAUGGAUGUGGACGCGCAGUGACUGCCCUCGCCGGCGGCUUCGGGGGACAGAGCGGAGAGGAGCAGAAAUACACUUCAUUUGCGCAUCACGGGACAAGCCUAAAGUAUUGGUAUGGCUGAGAAGUCUCUGGAGCCUGGGUCAGUCGCCAUCCCAAUGGAAGAGUCCAUACGUAAUGGGGGAGGCCAGGAGCCAUCCCUGCUGACGCACCUGAAGAAGGUCGAGAACCACAUCACAGAGGCCCAACGCUUCUCUCACCUCCCCCGGCGCUCUGCCGUGGACCUGGAGUUCACCGAGCUGUCGUACACCAUCCGCGAGGGGCCGUGCUGGAGGCGAAGAGGUUACAAGGCCCUGCUCAAGUGUCUUUCCGGAAGGUUCUGCAGCCGUGAACUGAUCGGUAUAAUGGGCCCAUCAGGGGCUGGAAAGUCCACCCUGAUGAACAUCCUGGCCGGCUACAGGGAGACAGGCAUGAAGGGGCAGAUUCUGGUGAAUGGGAAGCCCCGGGACCUGCGUACCUUCCGGAAGAUGUCGUGCUAUAUCAUGCAGGAUGACAUGCUGCUGCCGCACCUGACCACGCGGGAAGCCAUGAUGGUUUCCGCCAACCUGAAACUGGAUGAGAACAUGGACAUGAAGAAAGAGCUGGUGAAUGAGAUCUUGACAGCACUAGGACUCCUGGAGUGUCUCCACACACGCACCAUCUCCCUGUCGGGGGGGCAGCGCAAGCGUCUAGCUAUUGCCCAGGAGCUCGUCAACAACCCGCCAGUUAUGUUCUUUGAUGAGCCUACCAGUGGGCUGGACAGUGCCUCCUGCUUCCAGGUGGUGUCCCUUCUGAGGUCUUUGGCCCUGGGUGGGCGCACCAUCAUCUGCACCAUCCACCAGCCCAGCGCCAAGCUCUUCGAGAUGUUCGACAAGCUCUACAUCCUCAGCCAGGGCCAGUGCAUCUACAAGGGCACCGUCACGUACCUCAUCCCCUACCUGAAGGGCCUCGGUCUGCACUGCCCCACCUACCACAACCCCGCAGAUUUCAUCAUUGAGGUGGCCUCGGGGGAGUACGGCGACCUGAACCCUGUGCUGUUUGAGGCCGUGCAGGGGGGGCUCUGUACUCAGGAAAGCAAGAAGAACUCCAGUGAUAAGAAUGACCCGGCGUCCUCCAGUCUGUCACAGUGUCACAAUGAUUCUGGACAUAUUGAGAAACACACCUUUGCUACGAAUACCCUGACGCAGUUCUGCAUCUUGUUUAAGAGGACCUUCAUCACGAUCUGCAGGGACAUGGUGUUGACCCACCUCAGGGUGAUGUCUCACAUCUCCAUCGGGGUACUUAUCGGCCUACUGUACCUCAACAUCGGCAACGACGCCAGCAAAGUCUUCAACAACACUGGCUUUCUCUUCUUCUCCAUGCUCUUCCUCAUGUUCGCGGCGUUGAUGCCUACUGUGCUGACAUUCCCUCUGGAGAUGUCUGUGUUUAUAAGGGAACACCUCAACUACUGGUACAGCCUGAAGGCCUACUACUUGGCUAAGACUAUGGCAGACAUCCCAUUCCAGGUCAUCUGCCCCAUCAUGUACUGUAGCAUCGUGUACUGGAUGACUGAGCAGCCCCCGGAAGCAGGCCGCUACCUGCUCUUCAUGGCUUUGUCUACCUCCACCGCCCUGGUUGCCCAGUCUCUAGGGCUUCUGAUUGGAGCUGCAUCCACCUCACUUCAGGUGGCCACGUUUGUAGGUCCUGUCACUGCCAUUCCUGUGCUUCUCUUCUCUGGAUUCUUUGUUAACUUUGAUACCAUCCCCAAGUACCUCCAGUGGAGCUCCUAUGUGUCCUAUGUCAGGUACGGCUUUGAAGGGGUGAUCCUAUCCAUCUACGGGCUGAACCGCUCAGACCUGGAGUGCCCGAUGAAGGUCUGCAAGUUCCAGAAACCAGAGGAGGUGCUCCAGCUGCUAGAUGUAGAGGACGCCAAACUCUAUGUGGACUUCAUGGUUCUGGGGGUGUUCUUCUUAGUCCUACGGCUGGCCACCUACCUGGUCCUUCGCUACAAGGUCAAGUCAGAACGAUAGGCAUCCCAAGCCCCCCCCCCCCCCCCAGGACUA